CUGGGGAGACAUCCAGCAUCUUAUUCAUCAGCAGCAGUUGAGCGGUGAAGAGGCUUUCACUGAGGUUGUCAGAUACACUUCGGGACGUGCAAGGGACUUCGUCCUCAACCUGAAGUUAGAUGGUCAAACAGACGGCAGGGCAGCCAUCGACGCUCUGCGAGAUGAAUUUUCAUGUGACAAAGUUACAAGGUCUCCAAUGGCCAACUUUCAUGCUAGGACACAACAACCAAAUGAAUCGCCAGGUGAUUUUGCAAUAUCCCUGCGAGCAUUACUGCGCAAGGCCGCAGAUAAAGACAAGUCUAUCUUGGCAUUGAAUAAAGACGACCUCCUGACAUCGCAGUUUAUGGCAGGUGUUAGAUUCAAUGUGGUGAGAAAUAGACUGGCACCUAUGAAACCAAGGGCAAUGUUAUUCAAAGAAUUGCGCAAGGAAUUGCAGAUCAUUGCCGAUGGAACAUUGGACAUGCGUCAGUCAACAUUGUACGAGAUCCAAACACCUGAUGGCAUCCAGGCCAUUCUUGAAAAACUAUCACCAAUGGAGACCAGGCUAAUCGACUUGGAGUCUAACCAACCAAUGCAAUCAAGUGGACAUCAGCACCAACAAGCACAGCACCAACCAACUGAUCACCAAGCUUGGCAUCAGCACCCGGCACACUACCAAUGCCAACAUCCAGGACAACAGACUAAACAACAGCACCAACGCCCGCAGCCUCAGCACCAACAACAAAGCGAUACCUUGCCCACAAGUUGGAAUUUAAAGUGCUGCAUUGGGCACUU
Anneissia japonica is the source of this 774-nucleotide messenger RNA. RefSeq lists its product as uncharacterized. The annotation marks the transcript as partial. The transcript has a single exon. The record is from RefSeq and is a predicted model, not a curated record. Lineage: Eukaryota; Metazoa; Echinodermata; Crinoidea; Comatulida; Comatulidae.